AUGCCUUGCUCUUGUCUAUGCUGCGCAGCGCUUGCGACACUACUUCCUUGCUCACAAGUUACAACUCAUAGUAAAGUCCGAUCCCGUAAGAUAUCUGCUCACAAGGCCGGUAUUAUCCGGUCGUCUCGCACGUUGGUUAUUGCAGCUUUCGAAUUUGAUAUCAUAUGCACAACUCCUAAGGCCAUCAAGGGACAAGCUGUGAUUGACAUGCUAGCUCUAUUCCCCGAAGUAGAAGGAUCAACCCUUUCCAAGGAAGUCCUGGGAGAGCUGCCGGAAAUGGUUGCUACUGUUACAGAGGAGGAACCAUGGACCCUCUACUUUGAUGGGUCUUCCACAUCAAAAGGUGGAGGGGCAGGGUUGUGCUCAUUAAUCCCUAUGGGCAAGCUACGGCUCUCUCAUUCAAGCUAG
Molecule: messenger RNA, 408 nt
Organism: Prunus armeniaca (apricot)
Lineage: Eukaryota; Viridiplantae; Streptophyta; Magnoliopsida; Rosales; Rosaceae
Source: the annotation of a GenBank genome assembly